UGCAUUUUAACAAUCUGUAGACUGAUUCAGUCUCCAGGUAGAUUGAUUAAAAGUAGUAACAUUUUUCUUCGAUAAAUUUUGCAUCCCGUAUGCAAUAAAAGAAUUUGAUUUUUAAUAAUUCUUAGGAGAUAUGUUUUCCUAUCGAAUAUGCAUUGCAAAACUUAUAUCGAGAAAAAAUAUUGCUACACUUAAUUUAUAGUUAACUAUACUACAAAAUAAUAGCAUAGUGUCUACACUUUGUCAUCAAGGUUUGAUAGUUUUACAAUUAAUAUUAUAAAUAACAAGUUAUUUUGGAUACAAUUUUUUAAAUUAAUUUAGGGGUUUUUUUCUAUUGUGCCUUCUCCAUUUUUUUAAUAAUUAAUUGAUUAAUAUUAAAACUUAAAGCUCGUUUCAGACCACAUAUUGAAAAUUGAAAUUCGACCAAUCAGGGUAAAGCAAGCAAAAUAAUAUUGUCUGAUUGGUAAAUUCUAUUCUCCGUCUCGCUAUGCAUUGACUCUGAAGCGAGCUUUAAACUCUUUGGUUGUGAUCACGCUAUAAACACUUCGGAAUUUGAAUCUUGUGUUUUAUCAUAAUGUGCCAGCGAGAUUUUAAUGUCUCAAAACGUUUCUCAUGAUAUAUCGAUUUUAUAUUUGUAAUAUUUUUGUGUAACAAUACGUACUAUCAGAUAUAUUCGUGCAACUGCAAAGUCACAUAACCUAUUGACAUGUCACUGGCGACGCACAAGCAGCUAUACUAACGUUGAAUUAAAGAUGUAUCAUCAGUUAUCUUCUUAAUGAAGUUCAUCGUUCACGUUUUACGGUGGCAAAAAAAAAUAUACAUAGUGAUAUUUCUAUAAUCUAAUAAUUCGAUUUCAUAUCGACGUCAUAAUGUGUGGAAUAUUUUGUUCUAUAUAUCGAUCUACAGACGACGCUGAAGGCUCUAAACAGUUUCAGUGGAACAUUUGUAAGGAUCUAAUUUCUACACGAGGUCCUGAUCAUUUAGCAGAUAAACACAUAUCGUUAAAUCAUGAGUGGCAAGGAUAUUUUGCUAGUGCAGUAUUGUGGAUGCAAGGACCAAAUAUAACAACACAACCAAGUUUAGAUCUCAAUGGUAAUCUGCUACUUUGGAAUGGAGAUCUUUUCUCAGGUUGUUUGGCAAAAGAUGAUGUUUGUGAUACAAUUACAGUACUGGGUGAAUUUGAAUCAACUACAGAUAUCAUACCUGUGCUUCGCAAGAUUGAAGGCCCUUAUAGUUUAAUAUACUAUCAAAAGUCGAGCAACAUAUUAUACUUUGGACGAGAUAUUAUUGGGCGGCACAGUUUGCUUUUGAAAGUAGAUAAUGAAGUUAAUUCAUUAACUCUGACUUCAGUUGCAAGUAAAAAAAUGAAAGGGAUCAUAGAGAUACCAGCUAUAGGUAUCUUUGCAAUGAAUUUAAAUAGUUCAUGUAUUAACUUAGCAUGCUAUCCAUGGAGAGAGCCAGACUUAAGAUUCACAGAUGUUAUUGAAGCACUGGAGACAAGUUUAAAUGUAGAUAUUAGUAUUAGGAAAACUAUAUUAAACACUUAUUCAUCACUGACCAAUUUGCAUCUGCAUCCUGAUCCAAAGGAUUUGGAAUAUCUAGAAAACAUAUCUUGCACUAAUGAUUUUAACAAGAUACUGCAGUGUUUAUUGGAAAAUCAAGAAGUGAAUGAAAGAGUUGAACGGCUGACAGAACUUUUGCAUCAAUCUGUGAAAGUCAGAGUAAAAAAGAAACCGAAUUACUGCAAAAACUGCAUAAAGGUUGUGUUAAGUGGUGGCAAUAUUACUUGUACUCACUCAAAAAUUGGCAUAUUGUUCUCCGGCGGUCUAGAUUCGGCAAUUUUAACAGCGAUAGCUGACAAACACAUUCCCGAGGAUGAAAGUAUUGAUCUUAUUAAUGUUGCAUUCGAAAAAUCUGUAAGUAACCAGAACGUAAGUCAUACGAGUGACGAGAAAGAAAAUGUAACACAAAAAUAUGAUGUGCCAGACAGGAAAACUGGACGACAAACGUAUAACGAGUUGUUGCGAAUUUGUCCCAACAGAAAGUGGAACUUUGUACAAUGUAAUAUCACGCAAGUAGAACUACAGUCGUAUCGCGCUUCGCGAAUCUGCGAUUUGCUGCACCCGUUGUGCAGAAUUCUUGACGAGAGCCUAGGGUGUGCCAUGUGGUUCGCAAGCCGUGCGAAUGGUCUUCUCUAUCCAAGUAACGAAACAUACGAGUCGCCAUGCAGGAUAUUACUUUUGGGCAUAGGCGCUGACGAACUGUUCGGUGGAUAUAUGAGGCACAGAACUAUAUUAAGACAUAAAGGAUGGGACGCAUUAGUGCAAGAAUUGAACAUCGAAUUGGCUAGGAUUUCCGAGAGGAAUUUAGGUCGGGACGACCGAGUUGUUUCUGAUCAUGGGAAACAACCUCGAUUACCGUAUCUGGAUGAGAAUCUAGUACAUUACGUACAACACCUGAAACCAUGGGAAAGGUGCUACCCAACCGAAAGAAUGCCGACUGGAUUGGGGGAUAAGUUACUAUUACGUUUGUUAGCGUGCAACAUCGGCUUCCAGAGCACGGCUAAUUUUCCCAAAAGAGCUUUCCAAUUUGGCUCGCGAAUUGCUAACAGCAAGGAGAAUGCUAACGACAUAUCGAAUAGAUUAUAAAAUAUUUUAAACUAUAUUUUACUUGCGCUGCGAUAUGUUUUGAAGUUCCUAAGUUGAAGACAUUUUAGAUGUGCGAUUCACUCUGUGCGGCAACAUCUAUGCUUACCGAGAAUAGCACGAGACUUCGUUAAGGCGUGUAAGAAUUACCCACACAG
Odontomachus brunneus is the source of this 2800-nucleotide messenger RNA. Its product is annotated as asparagine synthetase domain-containing protein 1. Gene Ontology annotation, molecular function: asparagine synthase (glutamine-hydrolyzing) activity. The transcript has 6 exons. The record is from RefSeq and is a predicted model, not a curated record. NCBI's taxonomy places the organism in Eukaryota, Metazoa, Arthropoda, Insecta, Hymenoptera, Formicidae. Bases 867 to 2645 code for a protein of 592 amino acids.